This is a messenger RNA of Hemibagrus wyckioides, 1375 nucleotides long. Its product is annotated as succinate receptor 1-like. Gene Ontology annotation, cellular component: plasma membrane. The transcript has 2 exons. Gene Ontology annotation, molecular function: G protein-coupled receptor activity. NCBI's taxonomy places the organism in Eukaryota, Metazoa, Chordata, Actinopteri, Siluriformes, Bagridae. The record is from RefSeq and is a predicted model, not a curated record. Gene Ontology annotation, biological process: G protein-coupled receptor signaling pathway. The coding region runs from base 78 to 1016 and encodes 312 amino acids.
CAUGUGCAUUAAGCAUUACAUCUUUCUGUCUCACAGCAGACAUCUGCUAUAAUCACACGCUGAGUGUAUAACCAGGAAUGGAGUCCAACUGUUCAGAUAUCCCCAAGCUACUGCUGAUACAUUACCUUUCUCCAAUGUAUGCUGUGGUGUUUGCCAUUGGCUUCCUAGGUAACUUAUUUGUUAUCCUGGGCUAUGUGUUCUGCCUGCCUUCUUGGCAAUCUACAAAUGUGUACAUGUUUAAUCUGGCGAUUUCUGACCUCAUCUGCCUGUGCACUUUACCACUGCUGAGCUACAACUACUCACACAGCAAGAAUCUCCCCCCUGUUGCUUGUGUGAUUGUUCGCUACAUUCUCCAUAUUAACCUGUAUUCCAGUAUCCUCUUCAUGGUGUGGGUGGGUGUGGACCGAUCAUUACUGAUGUGGUAUCCACAGAGAGACCGCUUCCUGUUGACUUGGAAGGCCUCGUUGCUCGUCAGUUUCCUUAAUUGGAUCUGGGUGAUACUUGAACUUAUUCCUUACUUCUCCUUCAUAAUCAUUGACCUAAAGGAAACCAACUGGUCCAAGUGUAAUGAUUUUUCAAGCCUGUCCCAGACCACCCCGGUUCUGACCUACAGCUUGUGGCUCACCACCAUAGCAUAUGUGCUGCCGCUGCUGACCUUGUAUCUGUUUUCAAGUAGGAUGGUUUCUCUGCUCAAGAACAGAGAGGAAGUGCUUGGGACGUCCUUCCAAAGGCCAGUGAGCAUUUUGAAGUGUGCAACGAUCUUGUUCUUGGUGCUCUACAUGCCGUUUCACUUGAUGAGGAACGUACGUCUCGCAUCACGGCUUCCUGAAUUUGGACUGUUGCAGUGCACACAGGACUACAUUGAGGCGGCAUACAUAAUAACACGGCCAAUUGCAUUUGCUCACAGCGCUAUAAACCCUGUGUUUUAUGUCCUAAUGACAGACAGGUUUAGAGAGAUCCUGCAGGACAAGUGGCAGCAGUUUGCAAGAAAGGCAAAUCUUAGAAGAUUGUCAUGAGAAAAUCUCAAUAAGCAAAGAACUGGCCUUCAAUAUAUUGUUUAUUAUAAAGAUAUUAUUAUUAUUUUGCAUAUAACAGCAUUAAAUUGUUCUGCAUAUAAUCCCAUGCAAAGCUUAUUCUGUUACUUAUUUUCUUCACUCUGUUGGAAUGGAUUUAUCUAAAGCUUUGUGUUUGCUAAAUAAUGCAUGUUAAGUAAUAAUCAAAUAAAAUGGUGCUAAAAAUGUUUGGGGGGCACAAACAAACAUAAAAUCAAACUGUUAGUAAUGCAGGACUGUCAAUAGCCAUUUAUCAUGUGAUUAUGUAUCAUUACUGCUAAGAUAAAAUAUUGAAAAUGUUACUGUUAAAGUCAACUGUUAAA